AUGGCACGAACAGGACGCCCACGCAAGACGGGAGGCAGCGGCGCAAAGCCAAAGCAGUACAAACGGGAAUACGCUUGGAAGAAGCUGAGAGCUGUCAUAAAGGCCAAGGUUGCUGGUGGCUCUCGUUAUCAUCAGCGUAACCGCACCCUCGGCAUGAGUGCUACGCUGUCAGCGGAAGUAGAGAAGCAGUUGGUCGGGACCAGAGGAUCACGCAGUGGUCCGUUCAAGGCCUCCUGGAGCUGGCGAAAGCAUUUUCUGCGCCGCCACAAGCUCUCUAUUCGCCGCCGAACCCGAGAAGGGCAGUGUACACCGGCCGACGCAGAGCAGAAGGUGGAGGAGCUCAGCAACCAAGUGCGUCUCAAGAUGGAUGAGCUCGGUGUUUCUGUUGUUUACAACGCUGACCAGACCGGUAUGUACCAAAUAUUCACAACGUGUGAGACGUGGAAAUAA
Molecule: messenger RNA, 450 nt
Organism: Phytophthora infestans T30-4
Lineage: Eukaryota; Oomycota; Peronosporomycetes; Peronosporales; Peronosporaceae
Exons: 3
Coding region: 1-450 (149 amino acids)
Source: RefSeq, a predicted model, not a curated record